Linum trigynum is the source of this 2417-nucleotide messenger RNA. The record is from the annotation of a GenBank genome assembly. NCBI's taxonomy places the organism in Eukaryota, Viridiplantae, Streptophyta, Magnoliopsida, Malpighiales, Linaceae.
CCCACAAACAUUUCACUUCUUUCUCCCUCAAUUUAUCCGCUCUAGUCUCGUUCUAAGUAUGCUCUGUGGUUGCGGCUAAGUCCGAUCUUCCACAUCAGAAAGAAUUACUAGAGUUUGACCCUAAAGCCCCCGUCCCGCUAAGUUCCCGUCCCUUACAAAGCUAAACCCAUCGAACCUCUGUCCGGCUUCCGCCAAUAAUGGACGAAGAGGCUCUUCGUGUAGGUUUUUGGUUUGUGAUUUUUUUUAAUCGAAACAAUUUGAUUUAUUUUUUAUCAAAACAAUCUCUGAUUAUAUUACUUUUUUAUAGAUGGGUGCCGAGAUAUACGAUCCUCGAUUGUAUAUCCAUUAUGGCCCAAGGGAUGCGAGUCUAUUAACCGAUCAGCAAAUGCAUCGCUCCCGUGCCAUUUGGGAUAACAAUCCGGAAUCUCUUGUUCCCGUGGUUCAUAAAGGGACCAAUAACUUGCCCGCUUGGCAUCCAAGGUUGGAGCCCUAUAUAGCGAGGACCGGUUUGGGAAUGUUGCGCCAUUUCUUGCGGAUCGAGAUCGACAACGAGCUGCUUACGGCAAUGGCGGAACGAUGGCGUCCCGAAACCCAUACAUUCCACCUUGCGGAGGGGGAAAUGACGAUCACCCUCAAAGACGUGGCGAUCCUCACCGGGCUUCCUAUAUUUGGAGAUGCCAUCAUUGGGAACACGACCAAACCCGAAGGAGGUUGGGGGCCGCUCAUCCGUGAUCGUUUGGGCUUCGACAUGCCGACCACCACACCAAAUCAAGGACGGGGGCAUCCACCGUUGAAUGCGGGGCAAGUGUCGGUCCCGUGGCUGGUAUCUCACAUCCAGCAAGAGGUGGAAAUCAAUGACGAGACACCGGAAGAACAAGUCGAGCGCUACGCCCGCAUCUACCUCAUCGGUUUGGUGGGUGGAUUUUUGUUCCCCGACAAGUCCAACCGGUGGAUUCAAGGCAUAUGGUUGCCAUUGCUCACCGGUGACUGGGAUGCAAUUGGAGAGAAGAGUUGGGGAUCGGCCGUGCUAGCGGGCGUGUACCGGGAGCUGUGUACUUGCUCGAGGGUUGGGGCAAAGCAAGCUGGUGCUGCGAUGUUCAUCGUUCAACUGUGGGUAUGGGAGCAUCUUCCAAUGUUCGCACCUCUCGACCCACGUCCAUACCGGAGAAACGAUGAUGAGCUCAACCUUCUGCAAAAUCUCCCCUACGGUGUCAAGUGGAUAGGAGCAAAUACGAAUGACCAUCAGCCUGAGCAUUCGUUACUGUUUUAUCGUUCUGAGUUAGAUAAACCAUGGUGGAAUCAGGUUAUAUGGGAUCCAUAUCCACGUGAAGUGGUUGAGCUGCAUCAUCUUAGGCACCCUCUGGAUCACGAGACGUGGUUGUGCAAGUAUCGAAUGGAGCAACCAAUUCCACAAGACCCGCCAGCAGGUUUCAAGGAGCUACAUGCUAUGGACCUCCGAAACAAUGCAAACUGGACGCUAAAGCAUGGAUUCUACAUCAACAUCUGGGAGAAUCGAUCCCAAUGGGUGGUGCAAGGGAUGCCGGAGACGAGACCGAUGGGCUACCACGAUGGGUACAUGCAGUGGUAUCGGAAGUUCACCUUGAGAUGGGUGUCAAAGCAAGGUGCUGUGAUGGGUUCGGUGGUUGAUGGUUUGGAACACGCGAAGUACACUCUCGAAAGUGCUCCAACCAUGGAUGAGCGGAAGACUACUUGGUUGACCCGACUUAUGAAUAACCUCCUGAGUUGCACCAGAGAGCAAAGGAGGGAUGUUGUGGCCUAUCCUCCCGUUCCUGCCCCGGCACGACCCUCAUUCCGUGAUGAUGCAGCCAUUGUGCCCCCGGUUGAGCCCCCACGAAGGAGCAAACGCAGGCCUUUGCCUACGUUCGAAGAGGUGCGUACCACUCAAGAAACCGAGCUCCCCGAACCGUUCGAGUACCAGUGGGCACCUACAGCGGAUGCCGGUGGAGGCUCAUCGAGUCGUGGGGGAUCUCAGGAAUGGGACACUUUCUCUCAUGGGUUCUCUCAAUUCCAACAUCAGCAACAAAGUUCGAUGUUUCAGACCCCGCAACAACAAACUCCGAUCAUUCGUCAAGCUACCGCUCCAACUCAGCCACCACCACCACCAUAUGUAACCCCAGUUGGGGCUCGGGUCAAGAGAAAUCCGCGACCAGCCGUUGAGCGAGCCCGCCAAGAAGCAGCGGCGGAGGGGGGAAGAAGGGGUCGAGGACGUCGUGGAGGACGAGGAGGAAGAGGUGGAGAUGGGGGCCAAAACGAAGCAAAUUAGUGAAUUUAUCGUUUUAUCAUUGUAGUGAACUAUCAAUGUUGUUUUUGUGAUUUUUAGGUGUUGUUAUUUGAGUUUGCAUUGUCUAAAAACUAUCCUACGCACUUAAGUUGUCGAAUGAAUUUUCUGGAUCAUU